Colletes gigas is the source of this 7400-nucleotide messenger RNA. It is a transcript of the gene retn, whose product is annotated as protein dead ringer-like. The transcript is spliced from 9 exons. Gene Ontology annotation, molecular function: DNA binding. Bases 1153 to 3126 code for a protein of 657 amino acids. Lineage: Eukaryota; Metazoa; Arthropoda; Insecta; Hymenoptera; Colletidae. Gene Ontology annotation, biological process: regulation of transcription by RNA polymerase II. Gene Ontology annotation, cellular component: nucleus. The record is from RefSeq and is a predicted model, not a curated record.
UGUGCGCGCGUCAGCUCCGUCUUCUCACGUUCCAUCGUUUCUCUCGAUUGCCGGUCCGUUUUCGUUUCCGUUUCGCGCGAUCGGUUCCGGUGAACGUGCUUUCGCCGAUCGUUUCGCGUAACGCGGUCUUGGAGCGACGGUCUCGCGUGGUCGCGAUGCCGAUCACAGUCCGAGGAAACAGCAGGAGCUCGCGCGCCUAACUCUCCGAUAUCGGUAAUCGGUUCGUUCGCGCGUCUCGCGACACACCCGUUCGUCAUCCUGUCCUUCUUCCUUCUCUCUUCCUUUCCCCCUCCCCGUCCCGACCGAACCACGACACGUCUUCUCUCUCUCGCUCUCCCCGCUUCUCCUCCGUCCUUCGUUGCUCGUUGCUCCAAGUGUCAGUCCCUUUCGGUGUCGCGGUGUGCGCGCAUUACCAUCCUAGCGUACACGCUCCGACCACGUACAUACGCACGCGUUCGAUCCUAAACUUUCCACCUUCUUUUUUUAUUCUGUGCUUGUUGUGUAUCUCCCGCGAACAGCGACCAACGUACAAGCCAGAGAAAGCUCGCGCGCAUGUCAGUCACCGAGUGCGCCGCGUGUGCUUCUUUCACCUUGAUGACAGCUCGAGAACGUUGACCAGGAAGAAGAGGACCAUCGGAUCGCAGCCCGAGCUAGCCACCAGAAACGAUCGAACCAGAGACAUGGACACGUAUUCGGUGGACAGUGUUUGCCCGCGGUCUCGAUGAAACGUGCUUCGAUCCUCGAUCUUUCCACCGGUAACACGGCCAGUUAUCGACGGAGUCGAUAUUGAUUUCCUCUAUUCGCGACACGUGCGACUCUCGUGGUCACGAUAUUGGCCGGUGCGUCGUAAAAAAAAAUCUAAAGGUCGUCCAUUCGUGGUUUCGUUCGUCCAGUCCUUCGUCUCUCCGCGCGCGUUCCUUUACAACGCUGGGAUUUCUCUCGAAAGAAACGGACAGAAAUAAUAAGCUGAACGAUCGGACGGUGACAAACGUCGGAACUGUGCGGUUCCUUCGACUAUUCCCCGGAUAGAGAGAAUACGCGUUUCGCCAGCGUGCUCGGCUGUGAGGGUGUAUAUCGUGUCGUGGCGACCGCACCCGCGGUAAAGCAGCCAAAAUUCGGGUGAAGAACAGAGAACCGUUACCAUCCUACGCGAUGGAAAUGAGCGACGAGUACCAAGACAUGGGAAAUCCCGGAGGAGGGGUGGCUAUGGCCAACAUACCCAUAGCCCAUCAUCGACACACGCCCGACAGUCCUAUGUCGCAUCAGGAGGAGGAUCUGUCGGAUCCGGACCUCCAGGAUGAAGAGAGCGGGGAGGAGUUACCUCAGCAGCCACUUCAGGGUAACACACACUCUUCGUCGGACAAUGCAUCCGUACCGACCGGUACACCUACUCCAUUAACGCACUUGAACAGUCUGAUGAGCACGCACCAUCCGCACUUUCUGGCCAAGCUUAAAAUGGAGCAGCAGAACGACGUGGACGCGUUGAACAACAAAAGUGGUCUGGAGGCGCUUCAAGCGGCGAUGGGCAGCGGCGGAUUUAAUCUGCCGUUCUCGUUUCCGCCGCCGGCCGCGUUUUUAACGCCGCAGCAUCACUCGCAGAACAGCCAUCCGCAGUCGGGCAUCGUCGGUGGUAUAGGGAAUCAAAUGACAUCGUCGGCGAGCUCGCAUUCCAGCGAAUCGUCGCAGGGCAGCGCGCGGAACGGCGGCGAACCUCGGGAGGGCAGCAAUCAUUCGCAGAACAACUCGACGGGAACGAAUCACCAGCAGCAAACCAGCUGGAGCUUCGAAGAGCAGUUCAAACAGGUGCGUCAGCUGUACGAGAUCAACGACGAUCCGAAAAGGAAGGAGUUCUUGGACGACCUUUUCAGUUACAUGCAGAAACGAGGGACUCCGAUCAAUCGACUACCGAUCAUGGCGAAGUCGGUGCUGGAUCUGUACGAGCUGUAUAACCUGGUGAUCGCUCGAGGCGGUCUGGUCGACGUAAUCAACAAGAAGCUCUGGCAGGAAAUCAUCAAAGGCCUCCACCUGCCAUCGAGCAUCACUUCCGCCGCGUUCACUCUGCGCACCCAAUACAUGAAAUACCUAUACCCGUACGAGUGCGAGAAAAGACGAUUAUCAACGCCAGCGGAGUUACAGGCGGCGAUCGAUGGAAAUCGUCGGGAAGGACGAAGAAGUAGCUACGGGGCGUACGCGAGCGGCGGGGGUGGAGCAGGUGACAGCUUGGUGCAAAGGAAUCCGCAUACGCCGAGCUCUCUCGCGUUGCACGCGCAAAUAUCGCCGCUGUCGUUGGUAACGGCGGUGGCAGCCGGUGGCCAACAUCACGGGCCGCAAUCUCUGGUGAACGGCAGUGCCGCGCACACACCACUGCCCCACCAUCCUCACCACCCCCAGCACCCUCAAGGAUCACUUGGACAACCACCGAAUACCGGACCUAUACCUGGAAUGGCUCCGUCCGAAUUCGAAGCACGCAUGGUCGAGUACGUAAAGCUGUUGAACAAGGAAUUGAGGAGCGCGGGUGCCGGCACCCCACCGCCGAUGAUCCAUCGGCAAGGAAGCGCUUCUCCACCGUCGUCGACACCGCCGAGGGACGGGGCAUUCAGCGCUCUCGAGAUGUCCCGACUGACCCUGUGGAACAUGUACAACAAUAAUACCCUCUACCCAGGAGUCGGUCAUCAGCCACCCUUGUCGCCCCAAGCCUCCCAUUCGCCUGUACCUCCAGCGUCUAGCCCGGAACCACAGAGAGAAGCUCUCGACUUGGGACUGAGGUCGUCGCCGGUGUCUUCGUCGCCUGCGAGACAAAGUUCGCCCUCCUCGGGCGGUAGCAUGCAAGUGAAAAGGGAUCCGGACUUAAUCGGAACCCCGGGGCCACCACCAGCUAAAAGGUUACUCUCGGACGACGACAGUCCGAACGAAAAAAAUACUCCAACUUCCAUAGGCACGCACAUUAAAAUUUCCAAUCGAGGAGAUGGGAGAAACGGCGACAAUUCCUUGGUAGUUAGUAUGGAGCUAAAUGGAGUAAUGUAUCAAGGCGUUCUUUUCGCCCAAAACGACAGCAGGACCACGGCCAGUACGACAACCAAUAACAACAAUAGUAGCACGAAAGCGUCGCGAAGCAUUGUCUCGUGAACUAAACACACAUACACACACACGGUCUGCCCACACUGUGUGUCUCGAUACCUAAUUAACGAUCGUAGCAUUCAUCCGCAGCGAUAAUAGCCGCCUCGUGGGCGAACGAAGCAGUCUGCCAUACGUUCGGUCGCCGAUCGAACGAUGUUUGCAAUUGUACAAAUUUCAGAGCACUAUUUCUUCCACGGAAGUCGGGAUACGGUCUGGAAGAUGCUUGGUUCUGAUUCAAUUCGCGCGUCCCUUUAUUCGCAAGACGCGAAAGGGGAUCGUUUACUCUGCUUUAACACGGAUUUAUUGUUCGUUGUUAAGAUCCUCGGUCGGAACAAACCGGCAGCUUCUUCUUCGAUGGGUUCUGAGUUCGUAUUGUGAUACUAGUUGCUCAUCCAAACGGUCGUCGGUGCUCGCUCGAUUUCUCGUUUCUACGUUUUGCUCGCUUCGACGAACUUUACAUCCGUUUAGGUACAUUUUUCUCUCAACGACGACAACGAUGUUGGAUGAACGACAACGAAUCGAGCGUUUCCGCUGGCUUCCCGUGCAUUCGUUCGAGUUUUCACAUUUUUUCCGCGUGAAAACUCGAAUCGUUAUCUCGUUAAGCUCCAUACAUACGUAUAUGUAUACACUUGUAUCUGCCAGACCAGCCGGGAAUUGUAUACACGCGAAAUAGAUCUGUGGUAGGCUGCUCCAACUUCGACGACGAUUGUAUUGUUAUGUCGUGUGAAUAGUAAUGUAUGUAUGAUUUGUGUGCAAUGAAAAAAUGUCGUGUUUCUUUUUUUUUCUUUUAAUUUUAUUUCUCAGUAUGCCUUGCAUUCCUUUCGUUCGAAGAAUACUCGGAAGCGUCGCUCGUCAAUGAUCUCGUAUUGUCUUCCGUUUCGUUCGAUCUAACGUUACACAUUAGAAAAGUAAAAAUAGAGGAAAUGAUAAAAGCAAUGUUGCACGGGCGACGCGAUCCGUCUGGACACUAUUCUCCAGAAGUAUCUUGAUCGAAAGCACUCGACCCGAUCGAAGUGACGCUCCGUGAAACGAACUUCCGAACUGGAUCGAUCAUUUGUCUUCUUUUUUUUUUUAUUCCUCUAUCAUCGAAUCAAAACAUCUUAACUUAUUUAUUGCCGCCGGUUUCUCGACACCUCGAAAACUAUAGUGUUGUUAGUUUCUAGAAAUCGGCCUCUUUCCGAUGUUUUAUAGCAUUUUAAAUCAGUACGUGUACAAUUGUUUUUACCGCGACUAUCGACUAUCGUAUUACUGCGCAUGUAGAGCAAACACAAACACAUACACAAGUACGCAUGUGCAUGCACACAUACACACGUAUAUACGUAGAGAAAAGAUUUGAGAUUUAAGGCUCUCGGGGCCUCAGUUUAUAUUCGAGUUCAUCGCUUCCGGAUGGACGUCGCGUCUAUGUUCACCGAUUUGCCGAUAUUUCGCAAACGUUGCAGUUUGCAUAUUCAGAACUGAAGGCUCUGAUUUUUUAGAGACCUUAUUUAGCUUAUAAAUGUACCGUUUCGGGCCCACAACCAUCGCUAUAUAUAGGGACUUUGUCUCCAGUCCCCAGCCCUGAAGAUGCAAACUGCAACGAUUGCGAAACAUCGGCAAAUCGCUAAACAUAGACGUAAUAGCCAUCAAGAAGUUCUGAACUCGAGUAUAGAGAAAGAUUGUUCAUCUUAUCGUUCGUUCGUUAAGUGUACAUAGUCAUUCGAACUUUCUUCUUUUUUUUUGGUGGUUUCUCACUUGCAAGGGACAGAGCUCAGUGCGACGAUAUACAAGAGGUUAAGCUAUUAUUAUUAUUCUUAUUCUUAUUCUUAUUUUUAUUGUUAGUUUUAGAGGAAGAGAAAAGUUUGUGUAUCAUAAUUUUUAUUCUUCUACGCAGGACUAAUUUUUAUUUUCUUCUAAUAUCUCUUUCGUUGCGAUCCAACCGUCUGAACAAUUAAUCAGGCACGGGAAUGGUGCACGAUCGUACGGUUCUCGUUCAUAAUCGUUUCCAUUUUCGUUCGACCGAACGAAAGGACCACCGCGGUUCGUCCGAACCCGCUUCUAUCGUCUCUUUUACUUCUCGACGUUCUUUUGUUAGUAUGUAUUAUUUGAUGCGAGAGGAACAAGCAUUAGUCGAAGGCAUUUACUCUUGCGUAGGAUUCGAAGGUUCGGUCGAUGCAUCGCAAUACCAUUGUAUCGAACCGUGCAGUCUUCGAACGGUGGACAAUACGACACACAUUUAUCGAAACUUGGGCCAGUUCGAUACAAUUAUCUGUUACGCGGCAGGAUGCUGUGAAUCGCGGGACAUCAACAAACAAAUUUUUAAAUGUAUAAAUAAUUAGAAUUGUUAAUCUUACAUAAUGCUUAGUAUGUAUGUAUGAUGUAUGUAACACGCAGAAAGAAUCUUACAAAAUGGACACGCGCGUUUUUAGAGGCAGACAAAUGGACUCGUAUUCGCGACGCGCUGAGAACCGAAAUACAUACAUCCUUUUAUAUAGUCAUAGCCGUUAGGAUUACCGAUUUAGUAAAGUUAGGGUAUUAGCAGCGUAGCGCGCGCGACAGGAGUAGAAUGGGAAAAAUAGGUUAAAAAGAGUUCGCGAUUGUUCACCGAUCUCUGGUUAGAUGGCGGAAAGAGUGAGAAAUAAAACUGAUAGUUUUCGAUCAUCUUAGGUGAUAUACAUACGUGAGUCGAUAACGAUGCGAACGAGUGGGAUGAAACUGUUUUAUUGUUUAUAGUUCGAAGGUUAGGCCAAAAAGACUGUUACAUAGGAUGAAUAUUAUAUACAUACGGUAGAAAUAAUUUCUUAUCAUGGUUAUUAAGAACGAUAUUAUAAUCGUCAAUAUUAUUAUUAUGACUAUAUUUACUACUAUUCCUAAUCAUUACUAUUAGUAUUAUCGCAGCUAUUUACUAUUAUCACCUUGUUACGGCGUGAUAGCGAGUAACGGUUCUAAGAAAAUGAAAGAAAGAUUAACUUUUCGCGUAAAAAUGGAAAAAUACGGAAUCCAUGUUGCGAGAGAAUGGCGAUUUUGAUUUUUGUUUCUACGCAAGACGCGUUACCUUGCGCAGAAACGAAAGUGAAUUCAUGGGUUGGCGCGAUGAUCUCGGAAUUAAGAGCGAUAGAAAUUUUGCUUUUCAAAGAUACACGAUGUUUCUUUUAUCGCGUGGUAUCUACCACGUUUACCCCCCACUUUAUUUUUGAUCCAUUCCGAAACGGGAAAUUAACGAGUGAAAGAUCGAUAGAACGAUAUGUUUUUGGAAGUAUGCUAUGUCAAAAAAAUAGAACUCGCAAAAAUACGCAACGUUGUACUUUUGUCACGUUAAAUUGUGAUUUUCGUACGAAGCUUGCGACGCAAUUGUUAAUGUUUAUCAGGUCGCGCGAUGUGCACCAAUUUAUAGGUAUUAUUAAUUUCUUCGUCAAUACCGAAACAAAGAUGCAGCACCACAUUUACAAGCAUAAUAUUGUAAUAAUUAUUAUGAAUGUUGUACAUAUUAUAUAUGAUAUUAUCGAAGGCAAAAACAGAACACUGAUGACAUUUAACUAUUAUAGUUCUUCAUAAGUAGCAACUUAGUUAUCUGUAAAUCUAUGUAAACGAGCCCACGAAUAUCAUAGCGAAUAAAAUCGACAUUACUUUUAUAUCAGUAGUACUGCUAUCUAGUAGCACUCUAUCUCUGUCUAUAAACUUCCAAAUAUAAGUCAAGGAGAUUCUGUGGCCCGAAAUAUGACGAAAAUCAAGAAUGACAAAUUUGUAUCGGAGACUCCAUAUUGGAGAAAAAUGUAUUCGAAAAUUUGUAAUAAUCGUAAAAUUCAAAACUCACAUUGUUGCGUAGUUGAACAUCGUUUUAUGACAUCGGAAAACCACAUCCAACAGAGACGAAGUGAAGUAUAUGGGUCUAUCUUCAUUACUAGAAGAUAUUGCACUAUUUCUUAGAUUAAACAUAAUCUUUCACCACGAUGAAGCACUUUACACUACGUACGUACGUCGAUUUCUAAGUGAGCACUUCGAAUGUUGAAUUGGCGGUAGGAAAAACAGGGGCACCAUACCAGCUUUAGCGCCCCCUAGAUUUUUAUCUAUAGAGACAAUAGUCCAGGACCAAUUAAAAUUGAAAACCAUCUCGGGGGUUGCGCGAAUCAUGUUGCGCAGAAUAUAUUGCAAGAAAUUCAAAUAUAAUUCAAUUCGCGGGGUGCAACAUUUACGAGGGAACGGUUGGAAACGGUCGCCAUUUUAAACAAGUCUUUCAAAUGUGUAAUUCGUUAGUGCAGUUAAUUAUAUUCAUUGUGUACGUUUGUAAUACUUAACAACAGCUUGAA